CGAUUCGUCCCCACUGCUCUGGUCGACGUUCAGGUGGAGAGGCGGGCGAGUUGCGAAACACCGCUGAAAUAUUCCACGGCACCUCGCCCGCCCCGUCAGUAGCAGUACGCCGCGGCACUCUCAGCCACUCACCGCCUCGCAAUGAAGGUAGUGGUUCUGUUGUUGGUGGUGGUGACAGCAAUGCAGACGGGCAGGGUGCGCGGCUCCCCCAGGACGCUGCCGGAGGGUGGGCUGGUGAAGCAGGGAGAGCGGCGGCUGUGUGGCUGGAGGCUGGCCAAUGAGCUGAAUCGUGUGUGCAAAGGUGUCUAUAACGUGCCGACAGUCUCCACCAAUGCCCUCUUCUACCUGAAGGGACGAGGAGGAAAAAGAGUGGAUUUGUGGCCGGUCGGUGGGCGGGAGCAGCAGUUCCCUUCACGGACACAUGCACCGGCUGACGACUUGCGAGCCAGCCACCUGAGCGAGCCUCACCUCUUUCAAAGACCAGCAGACCGGCCACCGGUGAGCGCCAGCGGCUGCCUUCUGACCGGAGCGGAGGCGUCGCAGGUAGUGGUGGGUAGGUCGCCUCGGGUGAAGCGGGGACUGUCUGCCGAGUGUUGCCGCAAGGCGUGCUCGGUGUCAGAGUUGGCAGGAUAUUGCUACUAGUUUGUUGGUGCUGCUAGUCAAAAUGGUUUGUGUUUCCCAUCAUCAGCUUUACAAGGAGAUAAAAUACUGUACUGAAAGAAGACAUUUUAUUGUUACCAUUACAACUACAUGAACAAUAUAUGCAAAUCUUACGGUAAUUAUUAUCAUAGUAAACAGAAUUAUCGUU
This is a messenger RNA of Portunus trituberculatus (swimming crab), 808 nucleotides long. RefSeq names its product LIRP-like. NCBI's taxonomy places the organism in Eukaryota, Metazoa, Arthropoda, Malacostraca, Decapoda, Portunidae. The record is from RefSeq and is a predicted model, not a curated record. Gene Ontology annotation, cellular component: extracellular region. Gene Ontology annotation, molecular function: hormone activity.